AUGAGCGCCUGUGCCAGCGGUGCUUCAUACCUGCGGUGGUGGCUACCGAAAGUCCUGUUUGUCUUGGCCGCCUUACUGCCGGGAGGCCACGGCUGCCCUAAAUCAUGCGCGUGCUAUGUUCCCAACGAAGUGCACUGCACCUUCAGAUACCUAACCGCAAUACCUGACCAGAUUCAGACAGCUGUGGAACGAAUUAACCUCGGGUACAACAGCAUAACCGCCCUCAGAGAGAACGAUCUUGCAGGACUCGAACGCUUAGAGCUGUUGAUGCUGCACAGCAACACCAUCAGCACUAUUGAAAACGGCGCCUUCCGAGAUCUCGCCUCCUUACAGGUCCUGAAGAUGUCCUAUAACCAAGUAAAGGAAAUAAAAACAGAGACAUUCAAAGGCCUGGAAAGCUUACUGAGACUCCACAUGGACCAUAACCGCAUUGAGUUCAUCAGCCCAGAGGCUUUCUAUGGCCUGACCAGGCUACAGCUCGUCCACCUGGAGGGCAACCUGUUACAGCAGCUCCACCCAGACACCUUCGUCACUUUGAGACACAGCAAAGUGUUUAAGGUGUCCUCCGUAAGGAACAUCCAUCUGUCCGACAACCUCCUCACCAGCCUGCCUGCAGACAUCUUCUCCGGCUGCUCCCAGUUAGAGAACCUUUACCUUCACGGCAACCCAUGGUCGUGUGACUGCCACAUGAAGUGGUUUCCUCUGUGGGUACAAAGGUGUACAGGUGUGCUGAAAUGCAAACGAGACAGGAAGUAUGCCAGGGGCCAGGUCUGUCCUGUCUGCGAGAGUCCUGCCCCGUACCGAAACAGGUCCCUCACCCAUCUCACUGCUGAUGCCUUCACUUGCACCAAACCUUGGAUCUAUCCUCACCUCAAGCAGAAAAACAUCAGUCUGGAUGAGGGUGAAUUCACUCCAGUCUCCCCCAGAGACUUCAUUGCCCCCAUUGGCUCCAUGGAGAUGAACUUGACCGACCACUUUCACAAUGAUGCCAGCCUAUCCUGCACAGUCCAGAGGCCCUCUGCCAUGAAGAACCUGACCCUGACCUCGGAGGAGGUGGGGGAACACAAUGUCACCAUGCUUACAGUCACAGUAGCAACCUCUCUGGUCUGUAAUAUUGAUUAUGAACACAUCCAGCAGCUGUGGCAUAUCCUUGCCACCUACAGCGACUCUCCCAUGAGACUGGAGAGGGGCCUCAUGCUUGCCAGGAGCCCAGAGAUGGUUUAUAGGUACAGCCAGAUCAGAUCAGAAGAGGGACAGGAGGACAUUUACACAAAUAUUGAGGCUGAGAUUAAGGCUUCUCCUGCAUGGUUGAUGCAGGGGGCAGUUAGCUUCCAGCUUGACCGUACGACUACCACUUUCUCUACCUUGCAUAUUAAGUACAGGUCUGUCGUAAACCUGCGUGUGGAGAACAGAGCACCCAGGAAGGACCACUACACCUGGACCAUGAUCAAAGUUGAUAAUCACACCAAGACUGAACACACUGUGAUCACAGGUGGCAUUGUAGAGUUGAACUGCAAGACCCUGGGAGACCCAAAGCCUUCAGUGGAGUGGAUCUUAGCAGAUGGCAAUAAGGUUAGAGCCCCUUACGUCAGUGAGGACAGGAGGAUUACAAUCACAGCCGAAGGAAAACUGACUAUAAGAGGAGCAGAAACCUCAGAUACAGGCCUCUACCGCUGUAUUGCCACCAACUACCUGGAUGCAGAUCUACUUAGGUACCGGGUGACCGUUUUGUCUCCUGAUGUUGAGGAAGCAGAGGUAACUGGGGUCCAACUCACUCGAUCGCAAGGCCAAAACUUGGUUUUGGACUGUGGCGCCACAGGCAAUCCUGAGACCUCAGUCCAAUGGAUCCUACCUGACCACUCAGUGCUGGUUAAGUCUCAAGGGAACAGGGUGGUGUAUAAAAAUGGUACACUGUUGAUUCAGGGUCUCACAGCAAGAGACAGGGGGUUUUACAGGUGCCUCACUGCUAACCACCUAGGCAUUGACCUGCUGGUGUCACAGGUCACUGUAACAGGAGAAGGGUUGGAAAGUGUGACCAUGGAAGACAAUGAAGGGUCAACCAUCAGAGCAGAGGUCAAGUUGGACACCAAUUUGGUGGAGAAGGAAGGCCCCAUCAUUGAGAUCCUCUCUUCAAGCUCCUCUGAGAGAAACAGUCAAGAGUCCAGGACCAAAACCUCAGACCGACCUUAUCCCAGAUUUAGGCCACUGAGAAGAGGAGUAUCUGGCGUUAGAAUGGGGCAGAAAAGAAGGGGUCCAAUAAGCAGCAGCCGCAUCUGGAGUAACAGGAGAUCCUUUGAUAGAGCAAACAGGAAAGUGGACCCACAGAAAUUUGCAGAAAUUAUGAAAAAGGCUCAAGAUGGGUCAAAGCUAAGUACCAGCAAUAAGAUGUACGAAGGCUCUGACACUGGUCUUUCUGGAGACGGUGAAAUUGGUUCUGGUGAGGGUCAUAAUGAAAUCCAGCUCAUUCUUUUACCAGAAAUAGUCAGGGCAACCUCAGAAAAUCCCGAAGAAAAGAUCCUCCCACAGUCAAAUCAUGUAACUGUCAAAUCAACAGUCACACAAAGUCCAGCAAAAGGGAGUGACAGUCAGAAUAGUGCAGUCAUACCCCAUGAGAGUGUUUCAGAUAGCUCUGUCAGGCCUACUGUUAGUGAGUCCAAUGAGCACAAUGAUCAGGACAGAACUAUGAAACCACUCUCAAACAGACAUCCAGUCACUCUGCGCCUCACUGUGACUGACACCUCAGAGGAAACCCAGGUCCAGUUUUCAGGAGAACCACAUGCAGAACCAGAGACUUCCACCAGAGGGAUGCUUUCCUUUGUUACAGACCCCAAUGUUACUCCAAUGAUGGAUGGACCAGGUCCAGUGGAACCAAUAGUUCACGUUUCCACUGACCCAGACAGCCAGACCACCUUUACGGCUGUUACCACCACUGAGAGAGACCAAGAUGAGAUCACCUUCCACACUACCCAAAGGAUCAAGUCCCGGCGCUUGCCUGCAGGAUCCACCAUCAUCUCCCGCCAGCAGAUCCACAUCCUUCCACCCAAGAAGGGCCGUGGAGGGGGCCGCAGGAGGACUCUCCAUGGUCGCAGGAGAAUCAUCAAACCUAACAGGAUCACUGACAUACAGUCCUUCAUCAAUAAAUUCAAACAGCCAACACUGAAGAAGGAAGGGAACGCCACGGUGCCAUAUACUGUGGAACUGACCACAGACUGUGACUGUGAUGAAGAUGGAAAGAAGAAAACAAGUGAUGUGCAAACUGUUACAUCCACAACCUCCCCCACCCCCUCUUCACAUGGAACUGAAAAACUUGUCUCAAAACAAGAUAAUACAGCAACUACUACCACCCUCUAUUACAUUACUUCAAAGCCCCCCUCUACCAAUACCCAUUCCAGGUCAGACGUGUCUAGUGGCUACUUCACCUCUGCUGAUGCCCCUGUGUUUGAGCCUACCCCAGAUCCAUAUAUGACCAAAAUUGAGGAACCAACAACCUCAAUCCCCACCACUGCUAUUACCUCUAAGGUUAUAAGAGGGAGGGUCCCAUGGAAUAGGCUCUUUAGAGGCAAGGGGAGGCAAAGGGAGAUAAUAAACAGACGAAAUAAGCCAUCUACUACUACACAGACUCCAACUACAGUUGGAACUAUUAUGACAAUCCCAACCACAACCGCUGCCCUGCCCACUGCUGAGUCCCUGCCUGGACUUGAGACAGGGUCCCCACCCAGACAGAGUGAGAACACAGAGAGCUCAUCAGAUGAUGACUAUGGAGAUUUCUCCUCAUUUGAAACUCAGCCUACAACACCACAACCCAGGUCAGACCAUCAAGUAACUACCACUCCAUCCUACUACCACAGCACUUCUACUACACCAACAGCGACACAGACCAUUGUCUCACCUCCUACAGUUAGAUCAUCUUUAAGGAUCGACCCUGAUGAAUCCUCAUCAUCUGGUUUUGGGGGAUAUCCUCGUCGUCGGUUUGGGAUCAGACAGAGACAUGAUGGACAGCUUGGCCGAAGGAGAUGGCCUUUCAGGGGUCGGAGGCCCCUUAGAAAACCUACAGUUACCGAAGCACCCACCACUACUACUGAGGACAUGACUUCUUCGGAGACAGACAUGGGAACCAUUUUUGAAACCACCAUUGAGACCACCACACUACCCCAAUGGAUGGUCUCAGUCUCAAGCCCCCUGUACACUCCCUCCAUGGAGACGGACAUGUCUGCAGUCACAGACUCUACUGAGCAGAAUUCAGAAGAGGAUAACGAUUCAGAUGGAGAGGAUAACUGGAAUGAAUCCACUUCUUAUCAUUUACAAGCCUAUACAACCAACAGACCUUGGACCACAUCUAACCCUACCACCACAUUCAGGCCAUACACCACACAGAGGCCUCACACCACACCUCAGAGCAGAGGCCACAACAACAUCAGACCACCAAUAGGAGGAAAUAGUGGUCACCCCACAAAGAUACCCAUGAAUAGCAGAAUCAGACCUACUGAGUCCAGUGGUGAGUCCAGAAGCAGUCCGGAGAAAACCCUCACCUUUGAUACAAUGACUGUUCUCACUGCAGAGCAGGGAUAUACAAACACCCCUGCCCCAUACAACAACAAGGACAUAGGCAAUGCUAUAUCCACUGCCAAUGAUCUUAUCACAGGCUAUGAGGCUACAACAGCCAAUAUAGUGGGCUUUUUACCUUCCACCAAGGACAUGCCAAGCAAGCCUAAGAUAAUGGGAGGCAAUGCAGCCAGCUUCACAGUGCUAUCAAACUCAGAUGCUUACCUGCCAUGUGAAGCUGUUGGAAACCCUCUGCCCACCAUCAGUUGGAGACGCUUCUCUUCAAGCACAGGAAGCACAAUUACCAUCAAGGGAAAGAUGGGCAAGUUUGAGGUAUUCAACAACGGGACGCUCUCCAUCAAGAAUGCUAAUAUUAAGGAUCGAGGUCAAUAUGUAUGCCUUGCUGAGAAUGAUAAAGGGUCAGACAAACUGCUGGUCACCCUCUCAGUGGUGGCUUACCCCUCUCGCAUCCUAGAGCCAAAGAUGCGCGAGAUAAAGUCCCAUGUUGGGAAUACUGUGGAGAUGAAAUGCAAGGCUGAAGGCCGACCUACACCUCUGAUAACUUGGAUCCUGGCAAACCGGACCCAGGUAAGGGGUCAUAAACAAGACAAGGGGAGGGUAUCAGUGAACACUGAAGGGACCCUUAUCAUUGGGCAGGUGACUAUCUCCGACAGAGGUCAUUACAAAUGCAUUGCCAGUAAUCCAGCUGGAGCCGACACUGCUACAGUCCGACUACAGGUGGUGGCUGCUCCCCCUGGAAUUCUGGAGGAGAAACGACAGCAGAUGAAAGCUGGUGUGAGUGAAAACCUGUGGCUGCCAUGUACCGGCCAGGGCCAUCCUCAGCCUACCAUUCACUGGGUCCUCAAUGAUGGGUCAGUGGUCAGAACCGAUAAGCCUGCUGUUAACCCUAGAGUGUCAGUGAAUGAGAAUGGAACCCUUCACCUUAAGAAUGUGACUCCAGUUGACAACGGGAAAUAUGAAUGUAUCGCCACCAGCUCGACAGGAUCAGAGCGUAGGGUGGUGACUUUGAUGGUGAACAAACAGGAGUCUAUGCCCCAGAUAGUGGAGACAUCCGAACGCUUGACUGAGUUGUCUUUCGGGGAUCAGCUGAAGCUGAACUGUUCAGCCACAGGAGAUCCCAAACCCAGGAUCAUCUGGAGGCUGCCCUCUAAAGCCUUGGUGGACCAGUGGCACAGAAUGGGUAGCAGAAUCAAGGUCCUUGAAAAUGGCACUCUGAUCAUUAAUUCUGUGAGUGACAAAGAUUCUGGGGACUAUCUCUGUGUGGCGCGGAGCAACAUCGGCGACGAUCUCCAACUCAUGAAAGUUUUCGUUUCUAUGAAGCCGGCAAAGAUAGAGGCCAAGCUUUAUGGCAAGAAGCAUGUCCCCUAUGGUAAUGACCUGAAGGUGGACUGCAAGGCUUCAGGGGCUCCAGAACCAGAGAUCUCUUGGGGUCUGCCAGACGGCACAGUAGUCAACAGUGCCCUCCAGUCUGAUGGCAGCAGUGGAGGUGGACGCACCCGACGCUAUAUCCUGUUUGACAAUGGAACGCUGUACCUCAAUCAGGUUAGCAUGUCAGAGGAAGGGGACUACACCUGCUAUGCUGAGAACCAGGUGGGCAAGGAUGAGAUGCAUGUUCAUAUCACUGUGGUAACCGCUGCUCCCAGGAUACGCCCACCUAGCCUGACCUAUGCCAAGGUGAAGCGUGGAGGGAACAUUCGCUUUGACUGCGAAGCAGUCGGCGAGCCCAAACCCAAGAUCCUGUGGAUGCUGCCAACAAAUGAUAUAAUCGCAGCAUCUAACGAGCGCUAUCUGAUGCACGUCAAUGGCUCCCUGGAUAUCAGAGAUGUGAAGCUGGUUGAUAUUGGGGAGUACGUGUGUAUGGCUCGCAACCCAGCUGGAGAAAAUAGCAAAGUUUACAAGCUGGCUAUUGAUGGCAACCCUCCAAUGAUCAAUGGUUAUCACCAGAACAGGACUGUGGUCAAAGACACAGCCAUGAAAUACACCAGGAAGUUCAUAGACUGUAAGGCUGAGGGAGAUCCAGCUCCUAAAGUCACCUGGAUCAUGCCUGAUAACAUCUUCCUGACAGCACCAUAUUUUGGUAGCAGGAUUAAUGUCCACCAUAAUGGGACAUUAGAGAUCCGGAAUGCGCGGCCUACGGACACAGCAGAGUUCAUUUGCAUGGCAAGGAAUGAUGGAGGCGAGGCAGUCAUGGUGGUUCAGCUGGAGGUGACAGACAUGCUUCAGCGACCUAUAUUCAAGAACCCCUUCAAUGAGCGCAUUGUGACUCAGAUGGGGAAGACUACAGUACUGAACUGCUCUGUAGAUGGAUACCCACAGCCAGAGAUCAUUUGGACCUUGCCUAACGGGACCCGUUUUACUAAUGGGCCUGACCGUGGCUCUCACCAUCACGUAGGCAAAGAUGGGACUUUUGUCAUCUAUAACCCUAGCAAAGAGGAUGUUGGGAAGUACCGCUGUGCUGCUAAGAAUUCCAUGGGUUACAUAGAGAAGAUAAUUGUCUUGGAGGUGGGGCAGAAGCCUUACAUCCUCACAAGGCCAAAAGGCAUCAUACGCAGUAUGUCUGGGCAUCCUCUUUUCCUUCACUGCCUGGCUGACGGAAGCCCAAGACCCAACAUUUAUUGGACUGUGCCAGGGGGCCGUACCCUGACUCGGCCUCAGGUUGUUGGACGCUACCAGUUGCUUGAAAAUGGGACCAUAGUCAUCCAAGAUACCACCCUCCACGACCGGGGUAACUACAUCUGUAGGGCACGUAAUGACGCUGGGGAGGCUAUUCUCACUGUCCCUGUUAUCAUCAUCGCUUACCCUCCGCGCAUCACAGCCGGGCCGCCCCGUAGUGUGAGGAUCCUAGCUGGGACACCUAUCCAGCUCAACUGUGCCGCCAUUGGAAUCCCUAAGCCGGAGAUUAGUUGGGAGCUACCUGAUCGAUCCGUGCUGUCUACAGCAGGACAAGGCCGACCUAUGGGGAGUGAGCUGCUUCAUCCUCAGGGCACACUUAUUAUCCAGAGACCCACAGCCACAGAAUCUGGCACAUACAAGUGUCUUGCCAAGAAUCACCUAGGUGUAGACUCAAAGGUCACAUAUGUACAUGUGUUGUGAAAAAACAAGAGGCUGACAGACGACGAGGCUGACAGAAUGUUUGCCGUCAGCUUUAAACAGACAUAUGUUAGUCACGUCUACAGUGUCUGUGAGGCACAUGUGGGAAUAUGAGGGUUGCAGUUUGUGGGAUAUUAUUAAGCAAAUGAUUGACAUGGGUUUAUGAAAGGAUGACAGAAGAGACAGAAAGGAGAAACUGAGACUUUGCAGGAAAAAUCUGAAAAAAAUCCUUUUUUCUGCAAGAAUACUUAGCCUGGGGACUAAAGAGGUGUUAUUCUUAUCGCAACGUUUGAGCUGGGGGGUCUGGAAACUCAUAGCUGGUUCUCAUUUGGGGUGUUUUUUUAAACGUGGGUUGCGGAGCCAAAAGGCCAAUGCGAGGAGUUAAGAUGAGUGACUGCUUUGACCAAGUACUGCUGUGAAUGGGGCUAUCAUUACGGUCCACAGGGGCAGGGAGAGAAGGAAAUGUUACUGAAAUUGUGAAAGAAAGAGAAACUUUCAUUGUGUCCCUAAAGACAUUGGACAAAAUAUUCAUAUUCUUCAUGACACAUUGUUUUGUCAUUCAACAUAUGAUGCGUUAACACAGGUAGCCAUGUAGAGCACGCUAUACUGAGAGGGCAAUACCAAUUUUACCAAGCCUAAAACAGGUUUACACAAAAACACAUAGAGAAUGGUUUUACACUGGAUAGACAUCUGCAUGGAAAAACAACUUUCAUACCAGAAUAAUAUUUAAUCACUUAUUAUCAACUCACCUCGGUACGACAGUUAAAAGAAUGAAGUGCUUUCCUUCAUGUUACGUUUCGGUAUAUAGAGGUAAAAUGACAAAAAAACACACUUCUAUGCUAUUGUGUUGUACACAAGGAUAUAAAAUGAUGUUAUACAUUAUGCCAUUUUUUAAAAGAAUGCAAUAUAUGAAUGUAUUUUGUUGUAUAUACGUGUUUACUUGGUCUACCCUACAAGGAUAACUGAGUAAAGUGA
This is a messenger RNA of Lampris incognitus (smalleye Pacific opah), 8628 nucleotides long. RefSeq names its product immunoglobulin superfamily, member 10 (gene igsf10). Gene Ontology annotation, molecular function: protein binding. Gene Ontology annotation, cellular component: extracellular region. The coding region runs from base 1 to 7656 and encodes 2551 amino acids. The record is from RefSeq and is a predicted model, not a curated record. NCBI's taxonomy places the organism in Eukaryota, Metazoa, Chordata, Actinopteri, Lampriformes, Lampridae. The transcript is spliced from 10 exons.